Rhizophagus irregularis DAOM 181602=DAOM 197198 is the source of this 555-nucleotide messenger RNA. The record is from RefSeq and is a predicted model, not a curated record. Lineage: Eukaryota; Fungi; Glomeromycota; Glomeromycetes; Glomerales; Glomeraceae.
CAAUUUCACAUUCUUAACGAAAUGGCACUUAAAAGACUUAAUAAAGAAUUGUAUGAUAUAGGAUGUAACCCACCAUCAUCUAUUAAUACCGGUCCUAUUGACGAUGAUCUUUUUCAUUGGCAAGCUACAAUUAUGGGCCCUUCUGAUUCCCCAUACUCGGGAGGUAUAUUUUUCCUUGAUAUUAAAUUUCCGAGAGAUUAUCCGUUUAAACCACCAAAGGUUCGGUUUAUAACAAGAAUUUAUCAUCCGAAUAUCAACAAUAGUGGUUUUAUAAGCCUGGAUAUUCUAAUGAAUAAAUGGUAUCCGAGGAUUACUAUUUCAACAGGUUUUAAUCAAAUUUUUAUUAUUCAAGUACUCUUGUUAAUUUGUUCAUUGUUGACUUACCCAAUCCCAGCAAAUUCACUUGAUCCUGACAUUUCUAAUGUGUUUAAGAAUAAUCGUAAUCAUUAUGAAGCUACUGCUCGAGAAUGGACUCGUCAUUAUGCAAACAAGCGUAAAGACAAAAAAAAAGCUUAUGUAAAAAAUGAUCAAACGUCAUCAUCUAGUUUUGAUUAA